GAAGUUGGCAGUAUUGUAUGGUGGUUUUUUUCGGGAGGCGUUUUGUCGAAUUUUGGUCCGUGGAUAAUUAUCGUGUGGUUUUACGUUGGGAAGUUAUUUAUCGUGCUUCGUCCCCCUCCCCAGUUAUCAUUGAUCGGCAUUCUGCAUCCGUGUUUCCGUAAAUAUUAAAUUGAUACUAAAUUAAUAGAUAGUUUUGGUAAAUAAGUCAUAAGAAAAGUGAAUCAAUUUCUGGUCAAGUAUUACAUGGUUUUAUAAAUUUAACAAAUUUUCAAUUAGUCAAUUUUAAUAGUACAUAAGUUUUAAAAUUAACUCAAUUAAUUAAACCUACGAAUUAUGUACAUGUCAGAAUUGUUCAAUUUGAUUCAUUAUAAAUAAUUAAACUAUAAAAAGUGAGUGGUUAUCAUUAAAAUAAUAAAAUGGGUGGCAAAGGAUCAAAACAUGAUCAUAUAGAUCCAUUAACGCAGGAUGAAAAUGAUGCUAUUGACAGAUUGAUGAGCUACAAAGAAAUUACAACAUUUGAUGAUUUGAUACAUAAAUGGACUUCCUAUUUGACACCUAACAUGAAUGGUCAUUUGAAACAAAUGAUAGCUACAACCAAACCGUGCAGACAGCGUGUUGUACAUGUUUAUAGGUGUUUAACAAUAUGUGAAUUAUAUCAUGCAUCUUAUCUAAAAUUAAUGACAAUGGUACUCUCUAAAUCAAAUGUUCAGUUAUAUACAACUGAUUUAUUAGAAACCAUAAUUCUUUGUUUGAAAGAUACUAAUGAAUAUGCCUACUGGAUCCAAAUUGGAGCUAAAUCCCAUACCACUCAUCAACUUGCUUCACAAUUAUCUAAAAAAGGUUUGUCUGGGGAUAUCAAUGCAUGGUUACAGGGUAACACUCUUCUUGCAUUGUUGCAUAAAGCAUUAAUCACAACACUAUACUUUGUUCCACAUAAAUUAAAUUUACUUCCAUCUAUUGAUAUAAAUCAAAAAUAUAAACAGUCAUUCAAGACCAUUUUGGAUGUUGGAUGGAUAAUGUUCAUAAAAAACAGUUUGCCUGUUGAAUGCCAAGAAAAUUGGCGUUUAUUAUUUUCAUCAUCUUCUCACGGUGAGAGCUUUCAAUCAUUGAGCUCUGCUAUUAUUGACCAAGGGGAUACAAUUUUAAUCCUAAGAGAUCAUAUUGGUAAUGUCUUUGGUGGAUAUGCUUCACAGCCAUGGUUACUAAAACCCAAAUUUUAUGGGGAUUCUAGCAGUUUUUUGUUCUCUUUGCAUCCCAAUUUAAAUAUUUGUAAUGCAUCUGGACAUAAUGAUCACUAUAUGUAUAUGAAUAAUGGUCAAUACACUUUACCUAAUGGCAUUGGAAUGGGCGGGCAGUUAGAUUAUUGGGGUUUAUGGUUGGAUGCAGAAUACGGAAUUGGGCUGAGUAAUGUUUCGUGUUCAACAUACAGUGAUUAUUCAAUGUUAUCAGCAGUGAAAGAUUUUAAGAUUGAUGCAUUGGAAGUAUGGUGUGUAAAAGAAAAACCAAUUAAUGAUGAUGUAGAGGAAGAAAGAAUACAAACUAAAUCAAAUCGAGAUGAUUGGGAUGUGAAGCUUUUGGAAAUGGCUGGGCGAACAAAGUAUUCUGAUGGAUUAAAAGAAGAACAUGAUGAAACAUAAAUUCAUAAGUAACGAGAUUUUUUUAAUUAAAUUUUUUAUAAAGUACUCAAAUUAUACCGGUUUUUAUUUUGACAGAUUUAAGUUUUACUGAGCCGAUAUACUUUUGUAUUAUAUUUUGUUUUAUUUAUUUUGAUUUUUAUGUUAAGUAUAAAUCAUUAAUUGAUUAAUAUAAUAAUUAUUUCAAGUAACAAAACAUUUAUGAUUUUUUUUUUUAUUUGAAUUUUAUUGUCAUGCCAUAAUAACUAAUAAAUUAUUGUUUAUAAGUUUAGGUACACUAAUCAAAAGAAAAUUAAGAAUAGUUCUCAUUUAUUUUCAAAAUAAGAAUUAGAUAAAGUAAAUAAAUAAAUGAAUCAAUGUAUUGCCUAGAGUAUUAUAGUAAGUGUAUUAUAUGACCAGUUUCGAAUUGUAAAUUCAUCAUCGGGUAUACCACAGUCAAAAUGUACAACGUGAAUGAAUAUAAAAAAUUGAAUGAUGGAAUACAUAGAAAAAUUUAAUUAUACAAAUUGUUCGUUUUACAUAGAAUAUAGAAAUAAUUUAUUUUAAUAGGAGAGAUUAUUUAAAAUUAGUUAUUAUUAAACAUAGAUAUGUUAAAAAAUAAAUUGUUUGGUUAUUAUUUAUUAUUUAAAAUGUAUUAAUACAAGACAGUGGCGGAUUUAGAUUCUUGAGAGCUUGUAUACAAUUUUUCUGUGAAGGCUCUAUUAAUAAGACAGAAUUUAAAAAAAACUCAGAAUUUUGUCAUUCUCAUGUUACAUCUUUUAGUUAUAAAAAUAAUAUAACUAACGAAUUUGUUAAAAUUCUGAAAAAUUAUACAAAUAAUGUAAAAAUCGCUUUUAAGACUACUAAUGAUUUUAAUCAAACAUAUAAACAAUAUAACUAAAAACUUCACAAAAAAUCCCCCUUCUUUAGAAAAUGCUGGUAUAUAUAAACUUAAAUAUAACUGAAAUAAAUUCUAUAUAGGUAAGACAUAUACAUUUUAAAAUAAGAUAUAAAGAACAAAUUUUUGAAAUAAAAUUAAAAAAGACUGCUCUUAAUUCAAAUUUUUCUAAAUAUAUAUUAAGAAAUAAAAAUAAGAUAAGUUUUGAUAUUAAUACAGACUUAGAAAUAUUAAAUACCCAAAAUAUCAUUUAUAUUAAUUCGGAUUUUGAAUAAUUACACAUAAACAAUGAAAUAAAGAAAAAUAAUAUCUUAUAUCAAUGCAUUUUAGAUAAUAAAUAAUCAAAUAAUUUAUAUUUUUUAACAUAUCUGUAUCUAAUAAUAACCCAUUUUAAAUAGUUGACUAUUACAAACUGCAAAUUGGACUGAAAUUGGUUGUAUAAUACUCCAGGCGACGCAUUGAUUCAUUUAUUUAUUUUAUUUGU
Molecule: messenger RNA, 2995 nt
Organism: Cinara cedri
Lineage: Eukaryota; Metazoa; Arthropoda; Insecta; Hemiptera; Aphididae
Source: the annotation of a GenBank genome assembly